AUCCCUAGCACUGACUCUUUGUGACCUAAGCAGAGCAUUUGACUGCGUUGACCAUGGAAUUUUGUCUGAUAAGCUCCAUUACUAUGGGAUUGUGGACUCAGCUUUGUCUCUAUUGAAUUCCUACCUGACUGGGAGGGCACAAGUGGUGUCUCUUGGAGGAGCUUCUUCCAGCCCACUUCCUGUGAAUUUUGGAGUGCCACAGGGUUCAAUACUGGGACCAAUCCUGUUUAUCAUAAUGAUAAAUGACUUGGACAACAACGGCUCGACUCUGCUAUUUGCUAAUGAUACGUCCUUAUUGUCAUCUGGAGUGGACCUACAGCAUGUGCUAGAACUGUUAGCAGAGCAUCUCCAAUCUUCAACCUCAUGGUUCCAGGCAAAUCGCUUUCAGUUGAAUGAGAACAAGACACAAAACAUAAUCUGCAGUUUGUCUCGCAGCCUGCCAGCUGAACAGGACCCUGUAAAGCUGUUAGGGUUUGUCUUGGACUCAAAACUGAACUGGGCUAGCCACAUCCAACAAGUGACCAGGAGGCUGUCGCGAAUUUGUUUCUUGUUGCUGAAGCUGAGGGGACAUGUGACAGAGGCAUAUCUGGUAAUGAUUUACCAUGCACUUUUCCACUGCCAUAUCUCCUAUGGUCUGCUCAUGUGGGGUCAUUCAGCAAGGGUGGUGGAAGUACUUAAGCUGCAGAAACGGGCUGCACGGAUUAUAACUGCUAGUGAACAUCGAGCACACUGCAAGCCCCUUUUUGUAAGACUGGGAAUUAUGACAGUUGUCAGCCACUUCCUUCUUCUCUGCCUGCUGCAUGUCAAGAAGAAUCAGCAUGGUUUGUUGACUCGGAAUGAUGUGCACCAUUACAACACUAGGCAUCGAGAGCUGCUUGACAUCCCGAGGGUACGUCUUCAGAGGUCGCAGGUGUGUUAUGGGAGUGCAGCAUUACGCUACUUCAAUAGACUGCCUGCAGGAGUGAAGCAGUUGGAUUUGCGUGAUUUUGAGAGAGUGGUGACCGGAUUUAUGAGAGUCAGAGCCUACUAUGAAGUGCGUGAAUACAUGAGUGAUGAUCUGACUCAAAUUUUAACUACUUAGUCACUUUCUGCCAUCUUGAUCUUGACUUGAGUAUGAAAGUGUUGUUUUUAUUGUAUAAUGACGCCAUCGAUCCCACAGAUGUGGGUAAUGGAUGAAGAAGGAGGUAUAUAUAUAAGGUA
Nilaparvata lugens (brown planthopper) is the source of this 1200-nucleotide messenger RNA. RefSeq lists its product as uncharacterized. Lineage: Eukaryota; Metazoa; Arthropoda; Insecta; Hemiptera; Delphacidae. The transcript is spliced from 2 exons. The coding region runs from base 236 to 1081 and encodes 281 amino acids. The record is from RefSeq and is a predicted model, not a curated record.